AUCAGAAAGCGGUUGCAUAUUUCUGAGAAUCGCAGAUUUAGCAUUGAAGCAACCUUCCAACCAUAAAGCUGCAUAUCCAUCACUCCACACAUUCCCAUCUCUUGCCCCAACAAGAAGAUUUGCUCCCUCGAAGUGGUCGAUUUGCAUAUCUCAUACUACGCGAUACACACAACCAAUGAACCCAUCUCUCGUCUAGCACAGACCCCAAGCCAGAUCCGUAUAUCAUGCUGCUUUGCCUCUACAUGUCCACCCUGGAAGCCACAGUCCACUCUGCUUCCCUCGCUAAAACAAAUCAUCUCCCGCUGACUCUGCACGUUGCGUCAGAUCUCUAACUCCUGUCAGCUCUGAAUACCCAUGCUACAUGUUUGUUUGACCUUGCAAAGUCGACUAGCUAGGAGUAGUGGGGGCACAUGAAGUUGAUCCGAAGGGGCAAGCGUUCAAGGGCGAAGAAGGGCUCGUUGGCUCCGCUGCAAUCUACCGGAGAUGUUGAUCGUGAAGGCGGGGGCGGCGGUGGCUCGAAUAGCAGACAAGUGGCGCCUGAGAGCGUCCUCCCGGCUGAAUCGACUACAACCACCGGAUAUGCUAGCAGCAGAGAUGAAGCUUUCUAUGAAGCGUCUCCUUGGUUAGACUCGGACUGUGAAGAUGAUUUCUUCAGUGUAAAUGGAGAUGGCACCCCUGCGAGAACAUUCAGUUCAACUGCAAGCAACCAGGCCACAGCUGCUGCAUUUGGACCGAAGCUGCCCACCCUGGAUGCGAUCCUCAAAUCCGAUCCCCUGAAGCCAACCACACAGAUGAAGAAGCUAGGUGACCUCCUUAAGGAGAAGCAAGAAAGCGCCGAUGACGCCGGCGACAUCUCCAGGGCUCGAGGCGGAGGCACUGCUGGGCGGUGCUGCAUCCCUCAGUUGUCGCGGGUCAUCAGCUACAGGGAGAGGAGGAAUUAAGGGGAGGUGACAACACAAGACUGGCUGGGUUGAGAUCAUGGAUCAGUUUUCUUUGGUUAAAUUCCUGUAGGCGUGUACGAUUUUCAAUUCAGAUUGCCUUAUGGAGCAGUCGCAGCAAAUAAUUUGCCAUCCAAAUGUAUAUACACAAGCGUGUCACAUACGUACAAGUGUAGCCAGUUCUAGGUGUGGGUUUCUCUACUACCAUAAUAUCUGUUGGUUGUUUAAGUUGCAAUCAAGUGCACUUUCUUUUUGAGAAAAAAAAUCAAGUGUACUUCUGCUAACAUUUCUGUCAAAUGACUUAUUCUGAUACUGCGAACUUAGAAGUG
Hordeum vulgare subsp. vulgare (domesticated barley) is the source of this 1267-nucleotide messenger RNA. RefSeq lists its product as uncharacterized. The coding region runs from base 411 to 941 and encodes 176 amino acids. The transcript is spliced from 3 exons. The record is from RefSeq and is a predicted model, not a curated record. Lineage: Eukaryota; Viridiplantae; Streptophyta; Magnoliopsida; Poales; Poaceae.